Peromyscus californicus insignis is the source of this 4388-nucleotide messenger RNA. It is a transcript of the gene Wdr35, whose product is annotated as WD repeat domain 35. The transcript is spliced from 28 exons. Gene Ontology annotation, biological process: intraciliary retrograde transport; protein localization to cilium; non-motile cilium assembly. Gene Ontology annotation, cellular component: intraciliary transport particle A; non-motile cilium. The record is from RefSeq and is a predicted model, not a curated record. Lineage: Eukaryota; Metazoa; Chordata; Mammalia; Rodentia; Cricetidae. The coding region runs from base 134 to 3679 and encodes 1181 amino acids. Gene Ontology annotation, molecular function: protein binding.
AUGCGACUGGGUGGCGGCGGUUGCCAGGCGACGGGAGCUUCUCCGAGCCACCGCGGCUCCCGAAUGGGAACGUAGAACCGGUUAUUUAUUGCGGGCCUCGACCACUGAGGGUCGUCUUCUCCGAGCUCCCACGAUGUUCUUCUAUCUGAGCAAGAAAAUUGCUGUGCCCAAUAACGUGAAGCUGAAAUGCAUAUCCUGGAACAAGGACCAAGGGUUCAUAGCUUGUGGUGGUGAGGAUGGAUUGCUGAAAGUUUUGAGAUUAGAGACACAGACAGAUGACUCAAAAUUGAGAGGGUUAGCAGCCCCGAGUAACCUUUCCAUGAACCAGAAUCUUGAAGGUCAUAGUGGUGCUGUUCAAGUUGUGACAUGGAAUGAACAGUAUCAGAAGUUGACUACCAGUGAUCAAAAUGGGCUUAUCAUUGUCUGGAUGUUGUAUAAAGGCUCCUGGUAUGAGGAGAUGAUCAACAAUCGCAAUAAAUCAGUGGUCCGAAGCAUGAGCUGGAACGCGGAUGGUCAGAAGAUCUGCAUUGUGUAUGAAGACGGGGCUGUGAUAGUCGGCUCAGUAGACGGGAACCGGAUUUGGGGAAAAGACCUGAAGGGUAUACAGUUAUGCCACGUGACCUGGUCUGCAGAUAGUAAAAUCUUACUUUUUGGAAUGGCAAAUGGAGAAAUACACAUUUAUGAUAACCAAGGAAAUUUCAUAAUGAAAAUGAAACUGAACUGCUUGGUGAAUGUCACCGGAGCGAUCAGUAUCGCCGGGAUUCACUGGUACCAUGGCACGGAAGGCUACGUGGAGCCCGAUUGCCCAUGCCUGGCGAUUUGUUUUGACAAUGGGAGGUGCCAAAUAAUGAGACAUGAGAAUGACCAAAACCCGAUUUUGAUCGACACGGGCAUGUAUGUGGUUGGUAUCCAGUGGAACCACAUUGGCAGUGUGCUUGCUGUGGCAGGCUCUCAGAAAGUCGUCACUCAGGACAAGGAUGUCAACAUUGUGCAGUUUUACACGCCAUUUGGUGAGCAUCUAGGUACUUUGAAGGUUCCGGGAAAGCAGAUGUGCUCACUGUCUUGGGAAGGAGGUGGACUAAAGAUUGCUCUAGCCGUGGACUCCUUCAUUUAUUUUGCAAAUAUUCGACCUGAUUAUAAGUGGGGCUAUUGUUCAAACACCGUGGUUUAUGCGUAUACCCGACCCGAUCGUCCUGAGUACUGUGUUGUCUUUUGGGACACAAAGAACAACGAGAAACAUGUUAAAUACGUGAAGAGUCUCAUUUCCAUCACGACUUGUGGCGAUUUCUGCAUCUUGGCUACAAAAGCGGAUGAAAAUCACCCUCAGGAGGAGAAUGAAAUGGAGACGUUUGGUGCAACGUUUGUGUUAGUUCUUUGCAAUUCUAUUGGCACACCCUUGGACCCUAAAUACAUUGACCUUGUACCACUCUUUGUUGCAAUGACCAAAACCCACGUGAUAGCAGCUUCCAAAGAAGCGUUUUAUACCUGGCAGUAUCGUGUGGCGAAGAAGCUCACAGCGUUGGAGAUUAAUCAGAUCACACGGUCACGAAAAGAAGGGAGAGAAAGAAUUUAUCACGUUGAUGAUGUUCCUUCUGGAUCUGUGGAUGGGGUGUUUGAUUAUAGUAAAGCCAUUCAAGGUACGAGGGAUCCAAUUUGUGCCAUUACUGCAUCUGAUAAGACAUUGAUUGUGGGGCGUGAAUCUGGCAUCAUCCAGAGGUACAGCUUUCCUAAUGUUGCUUUGAUUCAAAAAUACUCGCUGGAAUGCCGAGCCUGCCAGUUAUCUUUGAACUGCAACUCCAGUCGCCUCGCUAUCAUCGACAUCGCGGGAGUCUUGACUUUCUUUGACUUGGACACUCGGGUGACAGACAGUACAGGACAGCAAGUGGUCGGCGAAUUGUUAAAAUUGGAGCGCAAAGAUGUCUGGGACAUGAAGUGGGCCAAGGAUAAUCCCGAUUUGUUUGCAAUGAUGGAGAAGACGAGAAUGUAUGUCUUCAGAAACUUGGAUCCUGAGGAACCCAUUCAGACCUCUGGAUAUAUUUGCAACUUUGAAGACUUAGAAAUUAAAUCUGUUCUUUUGGAUGAGAUUCUUAAGAAUCCAGAGCACCCUAGCAAGGAUUACAUAAUGAAUUUUGAGAUCCGGUCCCUUCGAGAUAGUCGAGCAUUGAUUGAGAAGGUUGGAAUUGAAGAUGCGUCUCAAUUCAUAGAGGACAAUCCACAUCCCCGACUUUGGCGCCUGUUGGCUGAGGCCGCCCUGCAGAAGCUGGACUUGUACACGGCCCAGCAGGCGUUCGUGCGCUGCAAGGAUUACCAAGGCAUCAAGUUUGUGAAGCGCCUAGGGAACCUGCAGAGUGAGGCAAUGAAGCAGGCUGAGAUCAUCGCCUACUUUGGCAGGUUUGAGGAAGCUGAAAGAAUGUAUCUAGACAUGGACAGAAGAGACCUCGCUAUUGGUCUGAGGCUGAAAUUGGGGGAUUGGUUCAGAGUACUGCAACUCCUGAAAACUGGGUCUGGUGACGCAGAUGACAGUCUCCUUGAACAAGCCCACAAUGCCAUUGGAGACUACUUUGCUGAUCGACAAAAGUGGCUGAAUGCUGUACAGUAUUAUGUCAAAGGCAGGAACCAGGAGCGCUUAGCAGAAUGCUAUUAUAUGCUAGAAGAUUAUGAGGGGCUAGAGAAUCUUGCCAAUUCACUUCCAGAAAACCACAAGUUGCUUCCAGAAAUAGCUCAGAUGUUUGUGAGAGUUGGAAUGUGUGAACAAGCCGUGAGCGCAUUCUUGAAGUGUAACCAGCCCAAGGCAGCGGUGGACACCUGCGUACACCUCAACCAGUGGAACAAGGCUGUGGAAUUGGCUAAAAGUCACAGUAUGAAGGAAAUUGGAUCUCUAUUAGCUAGGUAUGCGUCACAUUUACUGGAGAAGAACAAGACUCUGGAUGCCAUUGAGCUCUAUAGGAAAGCCAGCUACUUUUUUGAUGCAGCUAAACUGAUGUAUAAGAUUGCAGAUGAGGAGGCGAAGAAGAGAGCCAAGCCUCUGCGUGUGAAGAAGCUGUACGUCCUGUCAGCCCUGCUCAUCGAGCAGUAUCACGAGCAGAUGAAAAAUGCCCAGCGAGGGAAAGUCAAAGGGAAGAACUCGGAGGCCACUUCCGCUUUGGCUGGCUUGCUAGAAGAGGAAGUUCUCUCUACAACUAGUCGGUUCACAGACAAUGCCUGGAGAGGAGCCGAGGCCUACCACUUCUUCAUACUCGCCCAGCGGCAGCUCUACGAGGGCUACGUUGACACUGCGUUGAAGACAGCUCUUCAUCUGAGAGACUAUGAGGACAUCAUCCCCCCCGUUGAGAUCUACUCGUUGCUGGCGCUCUGUGCUUGUGCAAGCAGAGCUUUUGGGACCUGCUCAAAGGCUUUUAUUAAAUUGGAAUCGUUGGAAACACUCAGUGCAGAACAGAAACAGCAGUAUGAAGACUUGGCUCUGGAAAUCUUCACCAAACACACACCAAAAGACAACAGGAAGUCCGAGUUGAACAGCCUUCUGGAAGGCGGAGAAGGAAAGCUGCCCACGUGCCUCGCCACCGGAAGCCCCAUCAUUGAGUAUCAGUUCUGGGUGUGCAAAGUCUGCAAACACUAUGUCCUCGCUCAGGAGAUCAGUAACUACAACUUCUGCCCUUUGUGCCACAGUUCGGUAGAAUAAAGGACGGAACUACCCUAACUGUAAUGUGUGUGAGGCACGCAUACUUACCUGCACCUCUCUAUGGAGUAACGCUUCAUUUCCUUAGGCUCCAUCAUCCUGUCGCUGUACUUUUGUAUAAAUAUAUAUUAAAAACAGAAUGAGGGCUGGAGUGUAGCUCAGUGGUAGAGUGCUUCCCGAGCAUGCACAAGGCCCUGGGUCCACUGUCAGUACUGGAAAAAAAAAAGAUAGUUCGGGCAUCACAGUGCAAUGAGGAGAGAGCACUGGAUGACUUUUCACGUCAGACUUACAGGUGUGAACUUCAUUUCUCUAUUUCCUGUCUGUCCAUUUGUCACUUAUGUAGCUCAUAGUCUGUGGUGAGUUACCACAGACAUACCUCCACCAGGGCAAUUUUUCUCAUAUUGUCAAGGUUUUACUAGUUCAUUAGAGACCCCUCGAGAGGCAGGUGGACAUGGAGGAGGCAGGGGAGGGGCAAACCUGAGGCAGAGAGUCGAUAUAGCCUGUAUUUCAGGGAGGUGAAGCAACUGUUGUAUGGAAUGAGCUCUAUUUCUAUUUGAGGAUUAAAGUCUUCUGUAGUUUAUUUUCAUAACUGAGGAGAUGGCAUUUUAAGACUUUUUAUUAUUUGAAGUUUUAAAAAAUAUUUUAUCCUCAUUCACGAGGAGGCAUUUGGGACUUUUUAUUACUUUUCUUGUAAUAAACAUGAAUGAACUGA